Messenger RNA from Onthophagus taurus, 848 nucleotides. The record is from RefSeq and is a predicted model, not a curated record. Lineage: Eukaryota; Metazoa; Arthropoda; Insecta; Coleoptera; Scarabaeidae.
GAAAAAUUAAAUUGGAUCAAUCGAUUUCAAUUAAUCGUUUAACUUAAAUUAACCUUUCCAAUUACGGUUUUAUUUUGUUUACUACGCGAUGGCGCCACUUUCCGCAUACAAACUGUCAAUUAACGCGUUUGUUAUUUAAACUUCGAAAAACGAUCAAUUUUAAUGAGUUCCUGACGUUUUUAACGAAUUGCUCAUGCUAUCCAACGAUUAAAACCCCUUUACGAUGGAAUUACGAGCGGAGGAGAUACUAAAAGGAUUCCAAGUAAAUUGGAUUUGUUUGAAAGACGCCGAACAUGGGAACGUGUUUUGGCAAGGAACCGACGAUUUAAGUUUACCGGGCGUUGAACACCGCGCCCAAGUCCCCAAAAACAUCCUGCAAUGCCCCGCCGUUUCGAGGGAGUUCAAUUUUAGUUCGAAGGAGGCCAUCGAAAAGUUCCGAUUAGAACAAAAAGUCUUAUUUAAAGGGCGGUGCUUGGAGGAGUGGUCCUUCGAGUUUGGAUACGUUAUGCCCGAAUCGACGAAUACGUGGCAAAGUAUUAUGGAGGCAGCCCCGGAAUCCCAAAUGAUGCCGGCUUCCGUUUUAAACGGAAAUGUUGUCAUCGAAACACGAUUCUUCGAUGAUAAAUUAUUGAUAUGUACAUCGAAAGUGAGGCUAUUUUAUGUGUAAAAGUGAAUUUGACAGUUUGAGGUUAGGAUUAGGAAUAAUUUUUAUUUGACACUUGGGACCAUUUUUUUUUGUGUUGUUGGUAACGAAAUUAACCUAAAAUAAGUGUUAAUUAUUGAGGUUAAGUGUUUAAUAAUUAAAUUUUAAGCAGUUUUGUUUUGAAAAAUAAAUCCAAAAGAUGAAU